This is a messenger RNA of Prunus armeniaca (apricot), 831 nucleotides long. The record is from the annotation of a GenBank genome assembly. Lineage: Eukaryota; Viridiplantae; Streptophyta; Magnoliopsida; Rosales; Rosaceae.
AUGUCGGUGACUCGGCCGACACCGACUCAGAAACAACCAGCAAUUCAACAGCGGAGAGUUGUUAUAGAAAACAAGCACGGGGAGAAGCUUGUGGGGAUAUUACAUGAUACGGGUUCAAAGGAGCUCGUUGUGCUGUGCCAUGGCAUACAUUCUUCAAAGGAACGCAUACCUAUGGUGAACCUUGCUGCUGCCUUACAAAGAGAAGGAAUAAGUGCUUUCCGCUUUGACUUUGCUGGAAAUGGGGAAAGUGAAGGUUCGUUUCGAUAUGGUCACUAUCGGAGAGAAGCAGAUGAUCUACGAGCUGUAGUUCAACACUUUCGUGUGCAGAAUUAUGUAGUAACUGCAGUUGUUGGGCACAGUAAAGGAGGAAAUGCAGUGCUCUUGUAUGCUGCAAAAUAUAAUGAUGUUCAUAAGGUUGUAAAUAUUGCUGGUCGAUUUAAUCUGGAAAGAGGCAUUGAAGGUCGCUUAGGUAAAGAUUUUCUACGAAGAAUCAAGCAAGAUGGAUUUAUUGAUUUUAAGAACAAAAGAGGGAUCUUUGAGUAUCGUGUGACCGAAGAAAGUUUGAUGGAGCGUCUAACGACUGAUAUGCCUGCAGCCUGCCGAUCAAUUAACCAGAAUUGCAGGGUUUUGACAGUUCAUGGAUCAAUGGAUAAGACGGUUCCUGUCGAAGAUGCUUUUGAUUUUAACAAGAUCAUACCAAAUCAUAAAGUGUCCAUUGUAGAAGGAGCUGAUCAUGAACACACUUCACAUCAAAAUGAGCUGGCUUCAAUCGUGUUGGACUUCAUUAAGGAGGAUUUUCUCCAGGACAAAUUUAUCCAUUCACGAUUUUGA